AUGCAAGAAGCCCAUAAACGCGUGGCUCACUCGCUUCGCCCUUCCCAGCCUGCUGCAGGACAACAAGUGGACCGUUGCCACAACCGCAUUGCCAAGAAGCCCAUAAACGCAUGGCUCACUAGAUUCGCCUCUCGCCGCCUGCUCCAAGACAACGAGUGGACUGUCGCUACUGACCUGUGCUCUACCGACCACAUAGGCAAGAAGCCGAUAAGCGCAUGGCUCACCCGGUUCGCCUCUCGCAGCCUGCUGCAGGACAACGAGUGGACCGUUGCUAGUGACCUGCGGUCCAACGCAAGGUCAUCAAUGGCUCGUCUCCCUGCUGCUCUCGUGCUCCUCCUGCCCUCGCUCAUCCACGUUCCCUCCCCGUCCUCCCCCCCCAAUCCCCAAUCAGUGUGUGCAAGCGCAAGCCAAGCGAAGCAACAGCAGAAGGAGGAGCAGAGGAAGGCUGACGAGGCCCAGCGCCAGGGGGGGAUGCACGCCGGUGCUGGUGGGUCUGAUGCGGUUGAGAGAGCUGCAGAUGUUGGAAUGGCUCUUGGUGGUGAUGUUGAUGGUGGGAUGGUGGAGAAAGGAGUGAAGGAGGGGGAGGAGAAGGAGGAGGAAGACAAGAAAGAAGGGGAGAAGAAGGAGGAGAGGAAAAAGGAGGAAGAGAAGGAAGAGGAGGACAGGAAAGUGGAAGAGGAGGGUGCUGAUAUCGAUACUAUCAUUGACCAGAUGGUCGAUGCUGACAUGGCCAAACGGCGCGCUGCCAUUGGCCCUCAUCCUCCCAACUCACCCCAACUCGAGGCUCCCCAUACCUCGGACAACCACAAGAAACCACAGCUUCUUCUGGUGCCACCCAAUGCAUCCAUGUCCAACUCUUUUGGUGCCGAAUCCAACCACCCCACUCUCCUUCUACCCCAGUCUAUGGGUGACGUGCUACAGGUGUUCCAGUUUCACCGGGAGUUCACCCGCUUUGCCAGGAUCUCCCCUGUCCCAUUACGUAAGCUCGCACGCGCGCUUGCACAAGCGGACGAAGAGCCUGGGUGGCUGGUUUUGUCCGACCUGCACGCUGGGCUGUUCCGGGCGCUGCUGAAUCUGGGCGGCGGGGAGGUGCCGGGCGGGCAUGAGGGGAUUGGCGUGAGUCAGAGGGUUCUGGACCGGUGGAAGAGGCUUCUGAAUGCUGCCACGUGGCAGGAGGUCAUUCGCAGGUAUCUCAUCAGGGCGAGCCCCAUGCCCCCUCUCCUCGCCACGGUUGCCCACGCGCUCUCCUGCCGUUAUGCGCUCGCCUUGCCCCCCGGGCUGCACCUCUCCGUGCUCUCCCUGCUGCUCUCCGACGUGCUUGACUCUGAGGAGACGCGUGAGAUGCUCGCAGAGAACAUGGAUGCUUCGAUUGAGCUGGGGAAGAAGCGGAGCGUUGAGGUGCUGGAGGAGCGGAGGGUGCGGAAGCAGCAGGAGGAGCAGCGGGUGGAGCGGGAGAAGAAGGAGAAGGAGGAGAAGGAGAAACGGGAGAAGGAGAAGAAGGAAGGGGGAAAGGAGGAAGGUGGCAAAGGGAAGGGGAAGAAGAAAGAGAAAGAGAAGGGGAAGGAGGAGGAGCAGGAGAAGGAGAAGGGGAGCGAGAAGGGGAGCGAGAAAGGGAGUGAGAAGGGGGAGUGUGAUACAGACGAGGAGGUGGAGUUUCUGUUUGCAGUGCCAGAGGAAGUGAGGGAGUACAGGGGCGACCCCAUGGACAGGCGGGCAGUAUUGGCGCAUAAAGAGAAGCUGAGGCAGGAGGAGGAGCGCAUGGGCAGGCUGAAGAGCGAGUACAUUCGGCGCAAGGAGGCAGAGAAGCGAGCUGCAGAGAGGGCACGGACCGAGAUGGAGAGAAAGCGCAUGGCACAGGAGCGAAAGCGGGAGGAGGAGUGGAAGAAGCGAGAGGAGGCGUAUGAAAAGGAGAUGGCUUGGCUGGUGGUGCGAACAGUGCCCCUGGGGUUGGAUAGGCACUACAACCGGUACUGGUUGCUCAGUGGUGAGCCUAAGGUGGUGUGGGUGGAGGAGAGAGGAGGGAUGGUGGGAGAAGGGGAGGUGUGGCGAGGAGGAGGGAGCGGAGGAGGAGAAGGCGAGGGGGGAAGUGAGAGAGGAAGGGUGGGAGGUGAGGUGGGGACUGGGUGGUCUGGUUCUCGCUGGUUCUGCUACACUUACCGCGAGGAUAUAGAGGAGCUUAUAGCGAGUCUGAAUGUAAAGGGGAUAAGGGAGGCUGCACUGAAAGCAGCGCUUGAGAAGGUGAAGGGGAGGCUUAUAGCGGGGAUGAAGAAAAGGGGGUCUGGUGUGGGGGGGAGGGAGAAGGGGAAGGGUGGAGGAGGGGGAGGAGGGGAAGGGGAGGACGGGAAAGGGGAGGAGAAGGAGGAGGAGGUAGAGGUGGAGGAGGAGAAGGAUAGUGAGGAGGAUGGAGAGAAGAGGGGAGAGGAAGAGAAAGGAAAAGUGGAGGAAAAAGGACCUGGUUCUGAUGGGGUGGAGGCGGAGAGAGAGGUGGGGCAGAAACGAGAAGAGGAAGGGAGGUGGAAGGGGGAGGCGAGCCUGAUCGGCGAGAAGCUCCGAGAGCAACUGGAGGGGUUGAGAACGGUAUUGGAGAGGCUAAAGGCAGCUCCGCCUCCUGCUGCAGCCACUGCUGUGGCUGCUUCUGUGCUCGUACCAGUUCCUACUACUGCUGCUGGUGCUGCUGCUGGUGCUGGUGCUGCUGCUGGCACUAGGAGCAAGGCAGCCACAGCUACAGCUGCGACACCUGCUCCCAGUUGGGGUGUUUGGGCCGCUCUAGUCUGCAAAGCGGCUGCCGUUGCCCCACCUAAAUCGGAUCAGAUCAAGUUAGGGGGCCUUCACAGCUCCUCUGGUUUAGCUGUCUUGAUGGGCGGCAAAAAUCGUCUUGACUCUCGUGCUCCUGCUGCUGCUUCGGAUACUGCAACAGCUGAACCAGCAGCAGCAGAAACAGGAGCAGAGGCAGGAGCAGGAAAGAUCGGAGCAGGAAAGGCAAAAGGAGGAAAGGAAGGAGGAGAAAAGGGAGGAAAAGAGAGGGCAGGAGCAGAGGCAGGAGGAGUCAAUCUAGUCAAGGGAGUCAGCAGUGAGCGCGUCCAGCUGGCGCGCCAGGUGGCAGCGCUACGGCGGCUGUUGCUGUGCGCUGAGGUGGCAGCUUUCAAGCUUUGUGACGGUGCUCUUGGGGAGGCGAGAGGUGCGGGAGGUGGGAAGGGGAAGGAGGAAGAAGGAAGUGAGGGAGAGGAGAGAGAGGAGGAAGAGGGAGGCUUGAAAGGAAAGAAGGACGCUGGGAAGGCAGGGAAAGGUGGUGGUGGUGAGGGAGGGUUGGGAGCAGACAGGGAGGGGGGAGCGAGGCAAGAGGGGGAAGAAGGGGAGGAGGAGGAGGAGGAGGAGGAGGAGGAGGAGGAGGAGGGAGGAGAGGAGGGGGAGGAGGAUGAUGCAGCGACAGUGAGUGAAGCGGAGGAGCACGAGGAGGAGGAGGGGCUGAAGGGCCCGUCUGCUUCGCGCUGCUUGUGGCGGUCGAGGCGAGUGCGGCGCGUGUGGCGGAGGGAGGUGAUGGGUGCUCGCACGCUCGCCACCCUCACCUAUCUCGCUGCCUCCCUCAGGUGUGUUUCCCCGUCGGACCACCUGCCUCUCUCAGGAGGAGUUGGGGCUGAAGGGCCCGUCUGCAUCGCGGUGCUUGUGGCGGUCGAGGCGAGUGCGGCGCGUGUGGAGGAGGGAGGUGAUGGGUGCUCGCAGACUCACCACUCUCGCAUACCUCUCUGCAUCUCUCAGGUGUGUUUUUUCUUGUACUAG
Messenger RNA from Closterium sp. NIES-65, 3777 nucleotides. The record is from the annotation of a GenBank genome assembly. NCBI's taxonomy places the organism in Eukaryota, Viridiplantae, Streptophyta, Zygnematophyceae, Desmidiales, Closteriaceae.